Molecule: messenger RNA, 1095 nt
Organism: Pistacia vera
Lineage: Eukaryota; Viridiplantae; Streptophyta; Magnoliopsida; Sapindales; Anacardiaceae
Product: probable cinnamyl alcohol dehydrogenase 1
Exons: 7
Coding region: 1-1095 (364 amino acids)
Molecular function (GO): oxidoreductase activity, acting on the CH-OH group of donors, NAD or NADP as acceptor
Source: RefSeq, a predicted model, not a curated record
AUGCAACAGUCAAAGCAACCAAAAAUGGCAUCCGGCCAAGUGGGCAAAGAUUGCUUUGGAUGGGCCGCACGAGACCCCUCAGGAGUUAUUUCACCUUACCAAUUUAAGCGAAGGAGUGUUGGAAGUGACGAUGUUUCAUUAAAAAUAACUCACUGUGGAGUUUGUUAUGGUGAUGUACUUUUUACCAGGAACAAAGUUUCAGAAACAAAAUAUCCUACAGUUCCUGGGCAUGAGAUUGUUGGAAUUGUGCAAGAGGUUGUCACCAAUGUUGAUGGCUUCAAGGCUGGUGAGCGUGUUGCAGUGGGAACAUAUGUUAAUUCAUGCAGGGAUUGUGAGGAUUGCAACCAUGGCUUAGAAGUUCAUUGUUCAAAGCUGGUUCAUACUUACAAUAGCGUUGACGUGGACGGUACAAUCACUAAAGGAGGAUACUCCAGUUUCCAUGUAGUUGAUAAGAGAUACUGCUUCAAGAUGCCAGAGAAUUAUCCAUCAGCCUUGGCAGCGCCAUUGGUAUGCGCUGGAAUUACAGUGUACACGCCCAUGGUGCACCACAAGAUGAACCAACCGGGUAAACGUCUAGGCGUAGUUGGGUUAGGUGGGCUUGGCCACAUGGCUGUGCUAUUCGGGAAGGCUUUCGGACUGCAUGUUACAGUUUUCAGCACAAGUAUAUCGAAGAAAGAGGAAGCCUUGAACUCUCUUGGAGCUGACAGAUUUGUACUCUCAACUGAUGAGAACCAAAUGAAGGCCCUAGCUAAAUCUUUGGAUUUUAUUAUUGACUCAGCAUCAGGCGAACACUCUUUUGACCUAUACCUUUCACUCCUGAAGUCUAAUGGCGUCUUGUCCCUGGUGGGCUACCCAAAAGAAAUUAAACUUGCGCCUGCUAGCAUUCAAUCCGGUUUGAAAUCCAUUAGUGGAAGCUGGACAGGUGGCACCAAACAGACGCAAGAAAUGUUGGAUUUUUGUGGUGUAAACAAAAUAUAUCCGAAGGUGGAAAUAAUCCCAAUUGAGUAUGUGAAUGAAGCUUUUGAGAGGAUGGCAAAGAAUGAUGUUAAAUAUCGUUUCGUCAUAGACAUUGAGAACUCCCUCAACCUCAAGUGA